AUGGCCGAAUCAACUUUUUAUUCCGUACCAUCAAGCUUACUCAAAGCUGAACAAAACGGCAGAAGGCGGCGCCGUAAAACCGUGCGAUCCUGCACAUUUUGCCGACAACGGAAGCUGAAAUGUGACCAACAAAAGCCUGUUUGUGGUUCAUGCAAAACCAGAAAGUUACCCGAAUGCGUUUAUACUGACGGUUUCAACUUUCAGUUAACAUCUGAUGAACUUUUCGAAGCCACCCCGAAUGUGGCUCUGAUUAAAAGGAUACAACAACUUGAAGAUGAGCUGAAACAACUGCACAAUAACGAUCCAGAAGCCGUAAACAAAGAAGAGCCUCUGCAAGAAAAUUUUAAAGAGAUUCAUGGAUACACAGGUGGGAAUAAGGUACUAGAUUUUAGAUUCCUAACAAUUGGCCAGGACUCUUACGUAUGCUAUGGUCCAACUGCCAUUCAAACUGCCAUUACUGCAUCUGGAGAAAGAUUUGUGGUAGAGUAUCGCAAGCUUUGGCAACGUGUAGAGAUUGAGUGCCUACAUUGGGAGUCAACGCACACUACUACUUUAAAGCAGGAGCGAUCACCAUCCGAAUGUCCGCUCGAUGGCACGGUGAUUGAAGCCGUGAUCAAAGAUCUGCCCAGUUCCAAUGUGAUGUUUACGCACCUCAAAGAGUUCUUUGAAAGCCCUUUACAUGAGUACUAUCAAUUUCUUGAUGAGGAGAAAGUACUCUUUGAUUUUAAUUCAUGCUUUGUACACACAAGCUCGAUUAUAGGAGAUGCUGAUGCUAGUGAAACAAUGUCAUUAGCUCGUCACGAUGAGAAAAGCCUUUUUAUUAUUGGUAUUGUGACCGAAUUACUGUGUUUCACUUACUUUAAAAAAAACGUACCAGUGUCCAUUCAAAAUUUCAGAAUCUGGCUCACAGGUCUCUCUGUGACAGAAUUGUCUUACAUCGAAAAAGCUCAAUAUCUCCUGCUACAGUACCUUUUCAAAGUAUACAACUCACAAGGCGAUGUUCAAUCUCCACAUCUUGCCAAUUUAGUAUCCAAUCUUUGCAACACCACGACAAACUUGGGUCUUCACGAGGAUAUUUUUGCACUUUACGAGGGCCAAGAGUACUUGGUUGGUCGUCUUUGUACCUUGCAAAAUCUAUUUUAUUGGACAUUAUUUGCAGAUCUUCACAUGGCUUUUGAUAUGGGAAGGCCACUUCACAUAACAGAUGAAUACUUUGAUGAUUUCAAAUUGUCUACAAAUGAGCGAGGGCGAAUUCCGUUGUUGAGAAACUACUUGUACAUUGGACGAAAAUGUAUGAAAGAAGUUUUUGAUCCCCAUAAGGAUCCUGACUUGGAACAUUUAAUAGAUGAAUUAAUUUCUUUUAUGGAACAGCAUUUCCGCCCCAUUCGUUACUACACAGACAGAAAACUGGUUCAGCAAGUGGACCUAUUCGAAAUUAUGAUACUAUCACCAGUUCUCAUGAUGAUUGCAAACUUUUAUAAUCUGCGGCGAAUCCUUUGUACAGAACUUACAAUGAUUAUCAAGAACGGUUUUAUUAAAUUUGUGCUCAUGUCACUGUCUUUGUCGAUAAAUACAAUACUCAGGUGUUAUGAGCUGGAUCAAGAGUAUUAUCCUGACGAAAUUUUCAGCAACGAGAAAGACCUUACUCCGUUUCUUCAUCUUUCAUUGCUAUUGGGUAACUCUCUGCUGAUGAGAUCCAUGAUGGAACUCUACGGUCUUUUCUUCUUCAAAGUGGCACUAUUCGAAAAGGGUCUCAUAGUAUCCACGGAUCAGGGUAUGUUUGACUUAAGUCUCGAUGAUUUUGACGUUCCUGGUGGAGAUUUUUUAUCCUUCAGAGGAAUUUUCAACAAGUUUCGUUUAAUAUUCGAUGAGUUGUUCAGACCAGAAUACAGUACCUUGCAUAGAAUUCUUAUCAAUUCACACUAUUUUACUAAAAUCAUUGCUUUGGAAAAAGUAAACCGGACCAUAUUCGAAAAAGGAUUAGAAAGCCGUACUCAAGUGGAGGUUGAUCAUAACUGGUCUCAGGUAGAUUUUGAUCAAAUAUCUGAUGAAAUAUUUCAAAUGAUGACGGACAAUUUUUGGGCAAACUACAACCAAAAAUUUUCAGGGCUCAUUCAAAUGGAUCCAAGUUGCUUUUUGACCGAUUUUGAUCAGUUUUCUCAAAGCAUUUAG
Messenger RNA from Lachancea fermentati, 2172 nucleotides. NCBI's taxonomy places the organism in Eukaryota, Fungi, Ascomycota, Saccharomycetes, Saccharomycetales, Saccharomycetaceae. The record is from the annotation of a GenBank genome assembly.